Molecule: messenger RNA, 1898 nt
Organism: Punica granatum (pomegranate)
Lineage: Eukaryota; Viridiplantae; Streptophyta; Magnoliopsida; Myrtales; Lythraceae
Source: RefSeq, a predicted model, not a curated record
GUAUAUGUGACAUAGUGCAAGAUCGUGUCUACUUAUACACAAGCUCCCGCGAUAUUCUUUUCUCCCAACCUAGCUCUGAUCAUUACAUAUCAUUAUUUUGUUUUUCGAUUCUUCUACGGCCAGCUGCUGCGUAGCUCAUUCCAGUCAAUCAUGUUCAUCUUCUUUCUUCUUUUUCUUUCUUCUCUCCCUCUAGGUUUUCUUCUCUUCUCCGCAUUCCUCUCGCUCAUCCGACAACGUCGUCUAUAUGCUCAUUUUAUAGGGCGUUUCAAGAGAUUAGUACUAUAUCCCUCAUCAUCAUCUCACCCCGGGCCUCCUUCGUAUCCCGUAAUAGGAUGCCUCAUCUCCUUCUACCAAAACCGGGGCUGCCUGCUCGACUGGUACACCGAUCUUCUCUCUGAAUCCGCGACGAACACCAUAGUGAUUCGCCGCCUAGGAGCUCGCCGAACUAUAGUGACCGCGAACCCAGAGAACAUCGAGCACUUGCUUAAGACGAACUUUGCGAAUUACCCUAAAGGCAAGCCCUUCACCGAUAUCCUCGGGGACUUUCUUGGACGCGGAAUAUUCAACGCAGAUGGAGAUCUAUGGCACGCGCAGCGUAAGGUAGCGAGCCACGAGUUCAGCACCAAGUCCUUGAGAGAGUUCGUGGUGCGGACCUUGGAAUCGGAGUUCAAAAACCGGCUCUUACCUCUUCUCGAAGAGUCGGCUGAGAGCAGGAGAAUCUUGGACCUGCAAGAUAUACUCGGCAGGUUCGCAUUUGAUACGGUGUGCCAAAUAUCACUGGGCACCGACCCGCACUGUUUGGACCUUUCUCGACCGGUGCCUCCCCUGGUCAUGGCUUUCAAUCACGCAUCGAAAAUAUGUGCUAUGCGGGGAAUGGCUCCGGUGUUUCUCGUGUGGCAGAUCAAGUGUGCACUCAACAUCGGGUCCGAGAGAGAGCUUGCUGAAGCAGUCAGAGUCGUGCACACUGCUGUCUCGGAGAUUAUUCGCAGCAAAAGGAUAUCACUUGAACAAGAUCGAGAGAAAAGUAGUCAAUCGUCACGCGAUGGUGAUCUCUUGACGCGGCUUCUAGUGGCAGGGCAUGACCAAGAGAUGGUGAGGGACAUGGUGAUAAGCUUCAUAAUGGCAGGGAGGGACACCACGUCCUCGGCGAUGACAUGGCUCUUCUGGCUCCUGGCGGAUCAUCCUCGUGUCGAGAAAAUGAUCUCGAGUGAAUUAAGCUCACUCCUAGAUAUAAAAAAGGGUGGAAGGGCAACCUUAGAUUUUGAAGUUCUGAAGGAGAUGAAAUUUCUUAAGGCGUGCUUGUGCGAGUCCAUGAGGCUGUACCCACCCGUGGCUUGGGACUCGAAACAUGCCGCUGCCGGAGAUGUCCUGCCGGAUGGAACUUCAGUGAGGAAGGGCGACCGGGUCACUUACUUCCCGUAUGGGAUGGGGAGGAUGAAGAAUCUGUGGGGAGAGGACCGACUGGAGUUCAAACCAGAACGGUGGUUCGAUGGGCUGAAAAUGAACGAGAUGAAGGCGGUGAGCCCGUUCAGGUAUCCAGUCUUCCAGGCGGGUCCGAGGGUCUGCCUUGGAAAGGAGAUGGCAUUUAUACAGAUGAAGUACGUCGUGGCGUCAAUCCUGAGCCGAUUCGAUAUCAGACCAGUCGACAGUGAAAAUCGACCGGUUUUCGUUCCACUCUUAACGGCUCACAUGGCCGGUGGCUUGAGGGUUAUGGUUAGGAGAAGGAUUGACCAUGUCGCAUAGACGAUGGCAGUCGUGUGUGUCGUCCUCGUUUUUGAACUUAUUAUAUAUAGCUUAAUUAGUUCAGUUCAGUUCAGAUACGCCAUAUAUAUCCUGUUUGAGAUCAAAUGCUUACUGGUUAACUAUUGAAUGAAGGCUUAAUAUCAAAGUUAUUAAUA